AUGUCGAAGCAACAACUUGUUCGACGGCACGUCGGCCAGAAGCUCGCGGCAUAUUAUGCACAACCUGCUAAUCUUGUCGUUGGGCAAUCAAUGUUAGUCGAUGAUUCCAACCUCUCAUCUUUGAUGGGCGAAUGGCACUGGAAGCGUGUAUUUCAACGAAUGUAUGACGAACGAGAAGGGCAUUGGCUGACACCAGUUGAGCUCUUCCGGCCACACUACUCCAAUAUCUUGGCAGAUUUCUGCGUUCAUGCAACCAAAGGGGUGGAAUCAGAUUCGGAAAUUUUUGAAUUGGGAGGAGGGCGAGGGACGAAUGCUUUGCUCAUAUUGGACCAUUUGAAAGACACACACCCAGAGCUCUAUUCCAAGUUAACCUAUACACUCGUAGAUUCAUCACCAUCUUUGCACCAGCUACAGCAAAACACACUGCUUGAAAGCGACCAUGCAGAUCGUGUCCGUUUUGAACUGAAGGACUUGAUGGAUGUUGCCGAAGCAAAAACCAUGCUACUUCCACGAUCCGACACACCAACAGUUGUACUUGGAAUGGAAGUACUUGACAAUCUGCCUCAUGAUAAAGUGAGAGCGAAGUCCCGCAAGAAAUUGGAACAGGCAGAAGUACGGAAUACACGAUAUGGUUACCAGGAGGAGAUAUUUGUACCGUUGGUUGAUCCACUUCUAAAGAAGAUCAUCAAAACGGUACCAGCAUAUACAAGACCAACCUUAGAUCCAAUAUGGGUCCCAUCGGUGGCUUAUGGAGUCAUGCUUCAUUUGUUGAAGCAACGGAAGAAUCUGGGUAUGGCAUUCGCAGACUUUGACUGGCUUCCACCACCGGAUUUGGAUAUGGAAAAAGAGCAAGAGUCUCCGAAAUCUGUGUGGAGUCACGGUGAACCAAUAGUUACUGACAUGGAUGGAACAGAUUACCAGUGUUAUCUGACCUCGCCUGAGAAUUGUGACAUCUUGUUUCCAACAGACUUUCCAAAGCUGGCACAUUUCGUGGACCGUAGCAUGACUGAGAAAAAGGAAGUGAAAGUGUUCAAGCAAAGCGAAUUUCUUCAGACUUUUGGGCCUAGUCAUGUCAAAGCAACCAAGAGCUGGUUGACAGGACAUUCCCCUUUGCUCGAUGACUUUUCCAAUUGUUCAGUUUUGACAGUAACAUCAAAUCCUGCCGCCAAAACCGAGUCAUAG
This is a messenger RNA of Cylindrotheca closterium, 1182 nucleotides long. The record is from the annotation of a GenBank genome assembly. Lineage: Eukaryota; Bacillariophyta; Bacillariophyceae; Bacillariales; Bacillariaceae.